CAACGUUCCAACCAUAAGAACGACCAAAGCUGUUCACCUUAUGUUUGGAAUGUGUUGUAGAAUUUUUUUUGAGCUUCAAUAAUCCUUUUAUCGCUACACACACGGUCACACAUGUAGGGGAUCAGAACCACAGAUGACCUAAAUGACUUACAUGCCGAAAAGACUGAUAAGGGCUUUGAGAGGAAAUCUUGGACCAGCCCCCCCCCCCCCCCCCCCUUGUCCCUCACUUCCACAUCUGAGAGCCUGCUGUUGACCAGCUCAUGCUCUAGGUGCUAGAGGGAUCGAGGUCAAUGGAUAUGAUCUGUGGAGACCUGUAACUCUCUUGGAAGAAGUAAGUUUUGGGGGAAAGAUAUAAAUUGUGACAUCUGCUGGAGGAGGAAGGAACAUAGUCACCAGAUCAAGCAGCUGACCUUUUGUUGACGUUUUUCUUGUCUGACUUGAAAGCUGAGUGCAUACAGUCAGGUGGAGCACAGGCAGUGAUCGUCGUUCCCAUAGGAGAAACCAGCUUGCAAAGAGGAAUGGAGUCCCCGCAGGAAAUGGCAGCAAGUCUUUUGAAGACAUCAUCUAUGUCUCUAAGGACAAAAUUGCUCCAUCAGACGGGAGUGUCACUUUAUAAUACAUCUCAUGGCUUCCAUGAGGAGGAAGUAAAAAAAAAACUUCAGCAGUUUCCUGGUGGAUCCAUUGACCUUCAGAAGGAAGACAAUGGCAUUGGCAUUCUUACUCUGAACAAUCCCAGUAAAAGGAAUGCCUUCUCAGGUGUUAUGAUGCUACAACUUUUGGAAAAAGUGACUGAAUUGGAAAAUUGGACAGAGGGGAAAGGUCUCAUUGUUCGUGGGGCAAAAAAUACAUUCUCCUCAGGAUCUGAUCUGAAUGCUGUGAAAGCCCUAGGAACUCCAGAGGAUGGAGUGGCCUUAUGUAUGUUCAUGCAAAACACCUUAACAAGAUUGAUGAGACUUCCUUUAAUAAGUGUCGCACUGGUUCAAGGUUGGGCAUUGGGUGGAGGAGCAGAGGUUACUACGGCAUGUGAUUUCAGUAAAGACCAGGAUCUAUAUGCCCUGUAUGGUCUGGCCCCCACCUCAUCUCACAUGUGGAAAAAUUUCAAGACAAUGAUGCCUGCUUUCACCACUGCUAUUCAACAUUAUACUAGAAUUGAAAAGACAUUAAAAGGCAUACAAAUUGCUAAUAAAGAAGUUAAUUUCCCUAUUUGCAGAGACAGUAAAACUAUUUCUGUUCUCUAUAUUGAAAAAUCUCAAAGAAUCCACAAGAAAGCUACUAGAGCUAGUAAACAAAUACAGCAGCAGGUUGCAAGUUCAGAGCACAAAAAAAGCCAGUUUUGUUUCUAUAUCUAGCAGUCAACAAUCCAAAAAGGAAUUCAAGAAAGCAAUUCUAUUUACAGUAGUAUCUAAAAGAAUGAAAUACUGAGGAAUCCACUUCACCAAGGAGAUGAAAGACUUAUACAAAGAAAACUAUAAAACACUGCUGGGAGAAAUUAAAAAGCUAAAUAAAUGGACAGACAACCUGUAUUCAUGAAUUGGAAGACCACACUACAGAUGAAUUGGAUGACAACACUACACAAAAUGAUGUACAGAUUCAACAUAAUUCUUAUAAAAAUUCCAACAACGUUUUCUGCGGAAAUGGAAAAGGCAAUCCUUAAAUUCAAAUGGAAUUAUGAGGGGCCCUAAUUACCAAAACAAUCUUGAAAAAGAAGAACAAAGCUGGAGAACUCACAUUUCUGGAUUUCAAAACUUACUACAAAGCUACAGUAAUCAAGACAAUGUGGGUAUUGGCCUAACAAUAGACAAAUGCAAUAAAAGAGUCCAGAAAUAAACCCAUAUAUCUAUGGCCAAUUGAUUUUCAAAAAGGGUGCCAAGUCCAUUCAGUGGGGAAAAAAAAUAGUCUCUUCAACAACUGAAUUUCCACAUGCAAAAAAAUUAAAUCAGACCCCCACUUCACACCAUAUACAAAAUUAACUCAAAAUGGAUCAAUAACCCUAAUGCAAGAGGUAAAACCACACAACUCUUAGUAGAAAACAUCAGGGUAAAUCUCCAUAAUCUUGGAUUUGGCAAUGGAUUCCUAGCUACGACACCAAAAGCAUGAGUAACAAAAUUAAAAAUAGAUAAAUUGGACUUCAUCAGAAUUAAAACUUGGGGGCAUCAAAAGACAUUGUCAAACAAGUAAAAUGACAAUUUAGAGAAUGGGAGACAAUUUUUAUCAAUCACCUCUCUGAAAAGGGCUUAAUCUCCAGAAUAUAAAAAGAACUUCUACAACUUAACAACAAAAAGACCCCC
Messenger RNA from Myotis brandtii (Brandt's bat), 2288 nucleotides. It is a transcript of the gene ECHDC1, whose product is annotated as ethylmalonyl-CoA decarboxylase 1. Bases 519 to 1349 code for a protein of 276 amino acids. NCBI's taxonomy places the organism in Eukaryota, Metazoa, Chordata, Mammalia, Chiroptera, Vespertilionidae. Gene Ontology annotation, cellular component: cytosol. Gene Ontology annotation, molecular function: enoyl-CoA hydratase activity. The record is from RefSeq and is a predicted model, not a curated record. Gene Ontology annotation, biological process: fatty acid beta-oxidation. The transcript has 7 exons.